AUGACUGUGACAGGCUCCCUUCUAUUCUACUCCAUCCUGAUGGCAGUCUUGUCUUUUUUGUCUGGAUUACCAGCAUUUUGGAUCCAAAGGAAGUUCGAAAUGGCUCUUCCAUUGAUGGUAAAACUCACCUCUGGUUUGUUGAUUUCGACAUGCAUCAAUCUAGUUAUUCCUGAGGCCAUUGAAAACCUGUCUUCUGAAAAGUUACACUCAGCAUCUUUUGGUCCUCUAAUUUUGUUGGGUUUUAUUGUUCUUUAUCUAACGGAUAUUUUUUCCGAACAAUUCACGGAAUACUUGCAGUCAUCAAUAAAUUUGGAUGAAGGGCCAGCGCAUUCUAUUGCCAGAUCAUAUUUUUUAUCAGUUGUUUCAAACUCCACCACUUUGGCUCUUCUUUUGCAUUGUCUUAGUGAUGGUAUUAUUUUAGCCACCACCCUCUUGUCGGAACCAGUUGAGGAAUCUUCAAGUACAUGGAUGAUAAUUCUCGCAAUAUUUUUGCAUAAACUCCCUGCAUCUUUCUCAUUGACAUCAAUCCUACUCUACGAAAAGUUGGAACUGAAUAUUAUAAUAUUCCACUUAUUUCUGUUUUCUGUAUCUGCUCCUAUUGGAGCUUGGCUGACGUACGGAUUGUCAAAAAUAAUUGAUUUUCCAGAUACUUCAUUUGUACUAUUGUUUAGUACGGGUGCAUUUCUAUACAUUGGUUUCCACACAUUUUUAUCGUGCCAUACAAAUGCUAAAGGCUCAAAUAACAACUGGAAUUUUCUCAUUACUAUUAUUGGUAUGAUAAUCCCAAUGUUAGUUUCACUUCUUCAUGAUUGA
Messenger RNA from Pichia kudriavzevii, 813 nucleotides. RefSeq lists its product as uncharacterized. Gene Ontology annotation, cellular component: membrane. Gene Ontology annotation, biological process: zinc ion transport; transmembrane transport. Bases 1 to 813 code for a protein of 270 amino acids. Lineage: Eukaryota; Fungi; Ascomycota; Pichiomycetes; Pichiales; Pichiaceae. The transcript has a single exon. Gene Ontology annotation, molecular function: metal ion transmembrane transporter activity. The record is from RefSeq and is a predicted model, not a curated record.